AGCCGCCGCCGAGAGGCCGGGACCGGAGCCCGGCGGCCGCGCCCAGGAGCCUGCGGGGAGGGACAUGGGGCGCGGCGACCCGCUAGGGCCCCGCAGGCUGCAGAAUCCCGAGGGCUGCCCUCCAGGCCUCUGCGGCACCCCCUUCUCACCCCACGCCCGGGUUUCCACCUGAGCGAGAACCCCCAAAGCCGCUCGCCCGCCAUGGCUAACGGAGUGAUCCCGCCGCCCGGGGGCGCCUCCCCUCUCCCCCAGGUCCGGGUGCCCUUGGAGGAGCCCCCUCUGAGUCCGGACGUCGAGGAGGACGACGACGACUUGGGCAAGACAUUGGCUGUGAGCAGGUUUGGGGACCUCAUCAGCAAGCCUCCGGCCUGGGACCCUGAGAAGCCCAGCCGCAGCUACAGCGAGCGGGACUUUGAGUUUCACCGGCACACAUCCCACCAUACCCACCACCCGCUCUCGGCCCGCCUGCCUCCACCCCACAAGUUGCGACGACUGCCCCCCACCUCCGCCCGGCACACCAAGAGGAAGAAGAAGAAGGAGAAAACCUCGGCUCCCCCCUCAGAGGGGACCCCUCCCAUCCAGGAGGAGGGAGGAGCCGGAGCAGAGGAGGAGGAAGAGGAGGAAGAGGAGGGGGAAUCCGAGACAGAACCUGUGGAGCCUCCACCCGCAGGGCCCCCACCGAAAGCGAAGUUCUCCAUUGGCAGUGAUGAGGAUGACAGCCCUGGCCUCUCGGGCAGGGCCUCCUGCACCAAGCCCCUGCCCUCAGCUGGCCCACGUUCUGAACAGAGCCCCCAGCACUCCACCAGCUCUCCCAGCCCCCGGGCCCGGGCUUCCCGGCUUGCUGCGGAGAAGAGCCGGCCCUGGAGCCCGUCAGCCAGCUAUGACCUGAGGGAGCGACUGUGCCCAGGCAGUGCCCUGGGCAACCCCGGUGGGACAGAGCAACGGGUGCCUACUGACGAGGCAGAGGCCCAGAUGCUGGGCUCUGCAGACCUGGAUGACAUGAAGAGUCACCGGCUGGAGGACAACCCCGGCGUUCGGCGACACUUAGUAAAGAAGCCAUCUCGGACGCAGGGAGGGAGGAGCAGCCCGAGUGGCCUGGCCCCCAUCCUGCGCAGGAAGAAGAAGAAGAAGAAGUUGGAUCGGAGACCUCAUGAGGUGUUCGUGGAACUGAAUGAGCUGAUGCUGGACCGCAGCCAGGAGCCCCACUGGCGGGAGACGGCCCGCUGGAUCAAGUUUGAGGAAGAUGUGGAGGAGGAGACGGAGCGCUGGGGCAAGCCCCAUGUUGCCUCCCUUUCUUUCCGAAGCCUUCUGGAACUCAGGCGGACCAUUGCCCAGGGAGCGGCCCUCUUGGACCUGGAGCAAACCACUCUCCCGGGCAUUGCCCACCUUGUGGUGGAGACCAUGAUCGUAUCCGACCAGAUCCGGCCAGAGGACAGGGCCAGCGUUCUGCGGACCUUGCUGCUGAAACACAGCCAUCCCAAUGAUGACAAGGACAGUGGCUUCUUCCCCCGGAACCCGUCGAGCUCCAGUGUGAACUCAGUCCUGGGGAAUCACCACCCCACCCCUAGCCAUGGCCCUGAUGGCCCAGUGCCCACCAUAGCUGAUGACCUGGGAGAGCCAGCUCCACUUUGGCCACAUGAUCCCGAUGCCAAGGAGAAGCCCCUCCACAUGCCCGGGGGAGACGCACACCGGGGGAAAAGCCUGAAGCUGCUGGAGAAGAUCCCCGAAGAUGCCGAAGCCACCGUUGUGCUCGUGGGCUGCGUGCCUUUCUUGGAGCAGCCAGCAGCGGCCUUUGUGCGGCUGAGUGAGGCUGUACUCUUGGAGUCUGUGCUGGAGGUCCCUGUGCCUGUCCGCUUCCUCUUCGUGAUGCUGGGGCCCACCCACACCAGCACCGACUAUCACGAACUGGGGCGCUCCAUUGCUACCCUGAUGUCUGACAAGCUGUUUCAUGAAGCUGCCUACCAGGCCGAUGACCGGCAGGACCUGCUGAGCGCCAUCAGCGAGUUCCUGGACGGCAGCAUUGUGAUUCCCCCGUCGGAAGUGGAGGGCCGAGAUCUGCUGCGCUCUGUGGCCGCCUUCCAGCGGGAGCUCCUGAGGAAGAGGCGGGAGCGGGAGCAGACCAAAGUGGAGAUGACCACUCGGGGGGGCUACGUGGCCCCUGGCAAAGAUCUUGCUUUGGAGAUGGGGGGCUCGGAGGCAGCCCCUGAAGAUGACCCCCUGCUGCGGACGGGCUCGGUGUUUGGGGGGCUCAUCCGGGAUGUGAAGCGGCGGUACCCGCACUAUCCCAGCGACCUGCGGGAUGCGCUGCAUUCCCAGUGCGUGGCCGCGGUGCUCUUCAUCUACUUUGCUGCCCUCAGUCCUGCCAUCACUUUUGGGGGGCUGCUAGGAGAGAAGACCGAGGGGCUGAUGGGUGUGUCCGAGCUGAUCGUGUCCACUGCCGUGCUCGGCGUCCUCUUCUCCUUGCUGGGGGCCCAGCCGCUCCUUGUGGUUGGCUUCUCUGGGCCUCUGCUUGUCUUUGAAGAAGCCUUCUUCAAGUUCUGCCGAGCUCAGGACCUGGAGUACCUCACUGGCCGGGUGUGGGUCGGCCUCUGGCUGGUGGUGUUCGUCCUGGCCCUGGUGGCGGCUGAGGGCAGCUUCCUUGUCCGCUACAUCUCUCCGUUCACCCAGGAGAUCUUCGCCUUCCUCAUCUCGCUCAUCUUCAUCUACGAGACCUUCCACAAACUCUACAAGGUAUUCACAGAGCACCCUCUGCUGCCCUUCUACCCCCCUGAGGGGGCUCUGGAGGGGGGCCUGGAGCCUGGCUCGGAGCUGAAUGGCAGUGCCCUGCCCCCCACGGACGGCCCCCCAGGCCCGAGGAACCAGCCCAACACAGCCCUGCUUUCCCUCAUCCUCAUGCUGGGGACCUUCCUCAUCGCCUUCUUCCUGCGGAAGUUCAGGAACAGCCGCUUCCUGGGCGGCAAGGCUCGCCGCAUCAUCGGGGACUUUGGCAUCCCCAUCUCCAUCCUGGUAAUGGUCCUGGUGGACUACUCCAUCACAGACACCUACACGCAGAAGCUGACCGUGCCCACGGGGCUCUCCGUGACCUCCCCUCACAAGCGCACGUGGUUCAUCCCACCCCUGGGCAGCGCCCGCCCUUUCCCACCGUGGAUGAUGGUGGCAGCUGCCGUCCCUGCCCUCCUGGUCCUCAUCCUGAUAUUCAUGGAGACCCAGAUCACGGCGCUCAUCGUCAGCCAGAAGGCGCGAAGGCUGCUCAAGGGCUCCGGCUUCCACCUCGACCUGUUGCUGAUCGGCUCUCUGGGUGGCCUCUGCGGGCUCUUUGGGCUGCCCUGGCUCACGGCCGCCACCGUCCGCUCCGUCACCCACGUCAACGCGCUGACGGUGAUGCGCACCGCCAUCGCUCCGGGUGACAAGCCCCAGAUCCAGGAGGUGCGGGAGCAGCGGGUCACCGGGGUGCUCAUCGCCUGCCUCGUGGGCUUGUCCAUCGUCAUGGGGGCUGUGCUGCGGCGGAUCCCACUGGCUGUGCUCUUUGGGAUUUUCCUCUACAUGGGGGUCACAUCGCUGUCCGGUAUCCAGUUGUCCCAGCGUCUAUUGCUUAUCCUCAUGCCAGCAAAACACCAUCCUGAGCAGCCUUAUGUGACCAAGGUGAAGACGUGGCGGAUGCACCUGUUCACCUGCAUCCAGCUGGGCUGCAUCGCGCUGCUCUGGGUGGUGAAGUCCACGGCAGCUUCGUUGGCCUUUCCCUUCCUGCUGCUGCUCACGGUGCCUCUGAGGCGGUGCCUCCUGCCUCGGCUCUUCCAGGACAGGGAGCUGCAGGCGCUGGACUCGGAAGAUGCGCAGCCAAACUUCGACGAGGAUGGCCAGGAUGAGUACAACGAGCUGCACAUGCCCGUGUGACCCCCCCCCUCCCAGAGACCCCACCUUGGUGACCCCUGGACCCCAGGCAGGGCCCGGCACCAGGCCCAGGAGCUCCUCACCACCCAGGGAUGUGACCGGAGCUACUGCUCAUGCUAAUAAGCCCGUGGCCUCCCUGAUUUUGGGUUGGGCCUUUCACACAGCAGAUCACACAGGCUUUGAGCUCAUUAUAACCACACUCUUGUCUUGUGUCUGCCUCACUUUUCUUGGUUCCAUCUCUGGUUUCUCAGGAUCUCCUCCUUACCCUUCUGGAGUUGGAAGAAUUGGAAGAAUUUCAUUACCAGGGCCACUAAAACCAGGAGAGGUUUGAGGCAAGGAGAGUCCUUGGGGACAGGGGAAAAAACUACACAAGGUCAAAGCUGGGUCUUAUUAUUCUUCCUGCCUCCUGGAUCCCCUCUAGUAUGGGGGCAGGAGGAGCUCAAGGUCUGUUCAAGGUCAUUGAAAGCGUGAGGGAGAAGGGCAGGGAGAGGAGAGGGAACCACUCGGUCCGCCUUAGCCACUAGAGAAAUCAGCGCACCUUCCAUGGCUUGUGGAGCGACAGAGGGGAGGAGAAACACUUUUCUUCUUGUUUCCUGGCAUUCUGGGGAGUGGGGACAGCAAGCCCGGUCUCCUAGACGCCAGGGUUAGGGCUGGAUUGGGGGACCUUUGGACCAUUUUAGAUUUUCCCGGCUUAAAAGCAGUUCUGGGAUUCCCGAAGCUGCUCCUUGUGCAACCAUCUCUGUUUUUUACCAGAAAUAACCCAGGGAGGCCUUGAGGAGGGUGGAAAGCCAGCCUUGCCUCACAGUUGCUAGGCAACUAGCAGCCACCGGGUCCCCACGUGGCCCUCUGGUGGUCAUUCUUGUACACUGCAUGUGCUGUUCCAGCUGAGCAGGGGUGAUGCUGCCACCUGGUGGAUCUGCUGCGACUCCACUAGGUCUCAUUCAAGU
Molecule: messenger RNA, 4838 nt
Organism: Perognathus longimembris pacificus (Pacific pocket mouse)
Lineage: Eukaryota; Metazoa; Chordata; Mammalia; Rodentia; Heteromyidae
Gene: Slc4a3
Product: solute carrier family 4 member 3
Exons: 23
Coding region: 202-3894 (1230 amino acids)
Biological process (GO): monoatomic anion transport; bicarbonate transport; transmembrane transport
Cellular component (GO): plasma membrane
Molecular function (GO): monoatomic anion transmembrane transporter activity; solute:inorganic anion antiporter activity
Source: RefSeq, a predicted model, not a curated record